This is a messenger RNA of Zasmidium cellare ATCC 36951, 720 nucleotides long. RefSeq lists its product as uncharacterized. The record is from RefSeq and is a predicted model, not a curated record. Lineage: Eukaryota; Fungi; Ascomycota; Dothideomycetes; Mycosphaerellales; Mycosphaerellaceae. Bases 1 to 720 code for a protein of 239 amino acids. The transcript is spliced from 2 exons.
AUGACGAGCACCGCACCGGUUACACAGAUUAUACAUCUCGGCUUCGAGCAAAACCCGGACGCGAAGUUGGACGACACCGGGCUCUGGGCAGAGGCUCUCGACGCUUGCGAGUCGCCUGGACUCCAGCGGUUGUAUUGGGCACGCAGUCUGGAGCAUCCGGAGCAUGUGGAGUUGCACCUCGUCCGGCAGUCAAUCUCCCAGCAUCAAGACUGGCUCAACUCAGCCAGCCACCGAGCCUUCCUCGCUAUCCUCGGAAAGCUCUCGGUCAGAGUCAAGACUACACGGCAUGCACAGAUGAAAUCGUGGACUCCAACCGAUCAUUCCCUAGCCCGCGGUGCACCCUUCACAGGCACGGCAAUCUACUACAACACCACCGAAGUCUGGAACGACUACGCUUGGCCCUUGUGGACGCACAUAGUCCGACACAUCGACGGCUGUCUUGGAUGUUCUGGAGGACCUCUUCUUGAGCCUGUGGUAACUAUGCCAGGACCUUUGAGCGUGAGUUUGAGUGGGAAGGGGGAGCAGAAGAGGUUUGAGACGGGCUAUGUGGUUUACGUUGGGUGGGAGACGACGGAGAAGCAUCAUGUGUAUCACCAUACGGAGCAUUUCAAGCAGUUUGGAAACGUGUUGAGGUGUGGAAAUGAGGGGUUUGCGGAGUAUGGGCACGUUGUUUUUGAGGGGUCGAGGGAGAAGGGGAUUGGGAAGGGGACGAGGUUGUGA